Messenger RNA from Strongylocentrotus purpuratus (purple sea urchin), 525 nucleotides. RefSeq lists its product as uncharacterized. The record is from RefSeq and is a predicted model, not a curated record. Gene Ontology annotation, cellular component: cytoplasm. Gene Ontology annotation, biological process: protein ubiquitination. Gene Ontology annotation, molecular function: ubiquitin-protein transferase activity; protein binding. Lineage: Eukaryota; Metazoa; Echinodermata; Echinoidea; Camarodonta; Strongylocentrotidae. The transcript is spliced from 3 exons. Bases 1 to 525 code for a protein of 174 amino acids.
AUGACUAAACUCCUGGACACGAUACCUAGACUGGUGGAAGCAAGGGAUGAACAUGGCUGUACUCCUAUCUUUUUAGCUGUUUGCAAAGGCUUUCGUGAUGCUACACAACUAUUGUUAAACAAGGGGCACUGUAACGUGAAUGCAGUAGAAAGCGUAGUUGGACUCCGUCCUCUUGCUGUAGCUAUCUCCCAUGAGCAUUUCCAUUUAGUCGAUGUCUUAGUGAAGAAUGGUGCAGACGUCAACCUUCAAGACCAUGCUGGAAAGACGUCCUUGCAGAUUGGCCUCUUUGCCCAUGCUACUCGAGGACAUACCAUGAAAGAAGAGCCAUACAUGGCCGAGAUGAAGAGGAAAUGGAGACGCAUUGGGAUCAAGACGAACUCAGAUGCUCUCCUUGCCUUCCUGGUCUCUCACGGUGGUGACCUGAAUGCAUACGACUGUGAAGGUGUGACAAUAAAGACUAUGUUUCAGCAGAGACGAGAUCCAGUACUAAAACCUCUACUAGAAAUUCAACGUCAGAGAGGGUAA